AUGCUGAUCCACGUGCAGCACAUCGCUUAUACUGGCUGUCCCCAGCAGACUUCCCUGCAGGCAGUCCUCUGGGACCCCAGGGGCUGUUGUGGCCUGACGGGACUGGAGGAAGAGCAGGUCUCCAUUUGCCAGCAGCAGGUGGAAGCCAUGGAGGCGGUGAAGCCAUGGAGGCGGUGAAGUGGCGUGGAUCUGGCUGUCCUCGAGUGCCAGCGCCAGUUUCACUGGAACUGCUCCACCCUGCAGGGGCUGCAGCUCUUUGGCAAGGCCAUCAUCCAAGAGGAGCAGCUGCAUGGGGUGAACUUCCUGACAUAUAUUUCUCCCGAGCAGUCUCCAUCUGAAGGCACCCUUCCUGCAUGCAGUGACAGCCUCUUUUCCCACACUCCGCCCAUCAGUGCCUUUGCCCUCCGCAGACUGGUGCUAUUGCUUGUCCCACUGCAGGCACACGGGAGUCCCCUUACAUCCAGCGCUGCCGGCACUGCUUUUGCUGUAAGCCGUGCCUGCAGCCGGGGGGAGCUGCACAGGGAUCACAUCAUCCCCCAUGAUUGUGGCUGCGACCCCAGGGUCCGAGGAGUCAGGCCUGAAGGUGAAGGAAGAAGGGGGUGCUCUGAUAACCUGUGUUAUGGGACUGCCUUCUCUCAGGCCUUCGUGGGCAGCCCUGAGAGGAGCCGUGGUGUCUCCUCCAGCCGGGCGCUCAACAAUGAGGCAGGGGGGAGGGUGGCUCUCCUCCACAUGAAGGUGAAGUAAUGCCAUGGCGUGUGGGGCUCCUGCCAGGUGCCAGCCUGAUGGAAGCUCCUGCCUCCCUUCCGCCACGUGGGCAGCGUCCUCAAGGAAAAGCCUGAGGGGACAGCAGAGGUUUUCCCAAAGCGGGUGGGUUCCCGCCAGCUCCUGGUGCCCGGGAGCUCUCGCUUCAAGCCCUGCACCGUUCACGGCCUGCUCCACCUGCGGGCCAGCCCGGACUUGUGCGAGCGGGACCCGGGGCACGGCACCCUCGGCACCUCGGGCCCACAGUGCGAGGGGACAUGGCCGGCCAGGGACGGCGGCGCAGGGCCGGCCCGGGCCGAGGUGCGGGAGCGCUGCAGCUAGUUCCGCUGCUGCUGCCCCGUCAAGUGCAGGCAGGGCCGGCAGCCCGGGGAAGUGCCCCGGUGA
Molecule: messenger RNA, 1146 nt
Organism: Melozone crissalis (California towhee)
Lineage: Eukaryota; Metazoa; Chordata; Aves; Passeriformes; Passerellidae
Product: protein Wnt-4-like
Biological process (GO): cell fate commitment; canonical Wnt signaling pathway; neuron differentiation
Cellular component (GO): extracellular region
Molecular function (GO): frizzled binding; cytokine activity
Source: RefSeq, a predicted model, not a curated record